AUGAGCACCGAUAUCAAAUUUGCCAUCACGGGUGUUCCCACCACUCCCUCCAGCAAUGGAGCGGUCCCUCUCCGCCGCGAGCUCCGCGACCUCCAACAAAACUACCCGGAGCAGUUCAAUCUCUACCUCCUCGGCCUGCGCGACUUCCAAGGCCUCGACGAAGCCAAGCUAGACUCGUACUACCAAGUCGCUGGCAUCCACGGCAUGCCCUUCAAGCCGUGGGCCGGCGUCCCUUCCGACACGGACUGGUCCCAACCCGGCAGCAGCGGCUUUGGCGGCUACUGCACGCACUCGUCCAUCCUCUUCAUCACCUGGCACAGACCCUACCUUGCUCUGUACGAGCAGGCCCUCUACGCCUCCGUGCAAGCCGUUGCCCAAAAGUUCCCUGUGGAAGGGGGGCUGAGAGCCAAGUACGUUGCGGCCGCCAAGGAUUUCAGGGCGCCGUACUUUGACUGGGCUAGUCAGCCUCCUAAAGGAACGCUGGCGUUUCCGGAGUCCCUCUCAUCGCGUAACAUACAAGUGGUGGAUGUCGACGGGAAGACCAAGAGCAUCAACAACCCGCUGCACCGGUUUACUUUCCACCCGGUCAACCCUAGCCCGGGUGACUUCAGCGCGGCGUGGAGCAGAUACCCGAGCACGGUCCGGUAUCCAAACCGGCUGACAGGGGCAUCGCGGGAUGAGCGGAUUGCGCCCAUCUUGGCGAACGAGCUGGCGUCGUUGAGAAAUAAUGUCAGUCUGUUGUUGCUGAGCUACAAGGACUUCGAUGCGUUCAGUUAUAACAGGUGGGAUCCGAAUACCAACCCGGGUGAUUUCGGCAGUUUGGAGGAUGUGCAUAAUGAGAUUCAUGAUCGGACGGGCGGAAAUGGACAUAUGUCGAGCCUGGAGGUGUCGGCUUUUGAUCCGCUGUUUUGGUUGCACCAUAUUAACGUCGACCGCCUCUGGUCCAUCUGGCAAGACCUCAACCCCAACAGCUUCAUGACUCCCCGGCCCGCGCCCUACUCGACUUUCGUCGCACAGGAGGGUGAAAGCCAGAGUAAAAACACGCCUCUGGAGCCGUUCUGGGACAAAUCUGCUGCCAACUUUUGGACCUCUGAGCAGGUCAAGGACAGCACCACCUUCGGAUACGCGUAUCCUGAAACGCAGAAGUGGAAGUACUCAUCCGUAAAGGAGUACCAGGCAGCCAUCAGGAAGUCUGUCACGGCGCUGUACGGGAGCAAUGUGUUUUCCAACUUUGUUGAGAACGUCGCCGACCGGACGCCGGCGUUGAAGAAGCCGCAGGCAACUGGCGAGGAGAGCAAGAGCACCGUCUCGGCGGCUGCUGCUCAUGCAGUUGAGCUUUCCGGUGCCAAGAAGGUCGCAGAGAAGGUCCAUAAUGUGUUCCAGCACGCUGAGGAGAAGGCACAGAAGCCGGUGGUGCCUGUUAAGGAUACAAAGGCCGAGUCGAGCACGGCCGCAGGUAUGAUGAUCGGCUUGAGCAUAAAAUGUCCAUCCGAGCUGACAGCUUCACCAGGCCCAAUUCCAGAAAGCCUCAAGUACCUCGCCCCAGACGGCAAGUACACCGACUGGAUCGUCAACGUUCGCGCCCAGAAACACGGUCUCGGGCAAUCCUUCCGUGUCAUCGUCUUCUUGGGCGAGUUCAAUCCCGACCCAGAGACCUGGGACGACGAGUUCAACUGCGUCGGUCGUGUGUCCGUGUUGGGACGGAGCGCCGAAACCCAGUGUGGCAAGUGCCGCAAGGAUAACGCAAACGGUCUGAUCGUCUCAGGCACCGUUCCCCUGACCUCCGCUUUGCUGCAGGAUAUCGUGGGUGGUGAGCUCCAGAGCCUCAAGCCUGAGGAUGUCAUCCCGCAUCUGCGCGCCAACUUGAAGUGGAAGGUGGCGCUCUUCAACGGCGAUGAGUAUAAUCUGGAGGAGGUUCCGGACCUCAAGGUCAGUGUGGCUUCGACAGAGGUGACUAUCGAUGAGGAAGGCUUGCCACAUUACUCUCGCCAGUAUACCGUCUAUCCUGAGAUCACCGAGGGGAAGCCGUGCGGACAUGGCCCAGAGGAUCACAUCUAA
This is a messenger RNA of Neurospora hispaniola, 2058 nucleotides long. RefSeq names its product tyrosinase precursor. Gene Ontology annotation, molecular function: tyrosinase activity. The transcript is spliced from 3 exons. NCBI's taxonomy places the organism in Eukaryota, Fungi, Ascomycota, Sordariomycetes, Sordariales, Sordariaceae. The record is from RefSeq and is a predicted model, not a curated record. The coding region runs from base 1 to 2058 and encodes 685 amino acids.